AAGAGAAUGGCGGCAAUUAUAAUUGAGUUUGGCUAUCAUUAAUUAUUUUAAACAUAGUUACAAUCGCACUUUUGCAUUCAUAAAGAGUACAAAAUAUGCAAGCUGGACAUUGAAUGCAUUUUUCUGUUCUUAGUUCGCGUGAACCAAGACGGUUCGAUUUAUUCUAUGGCUCGUCCGCGAUACUAGCGAUGAUUGCUAGAUGGUGCUGUUAAUGACUGGAUGAUUAUCAACCGAGUGUGAUAACACGUAGUUGUUAUGUGUUAUGUGUGUCUGCCAGUUGUCAAAUCGACGUGAAAAGGUGUAAAAUAGUCAGCUAUGGAUGGAAGUCAAUCGCAAGCUAACGAGCAACAGUUCAUUUCCUUCCAAGAUUUCCCUUCGAUACAUCACGAAGGGAACAUUGGCCAGGCACAAUUAAAUGUCCAUGCAUCCAGUCAUCAAACAUUUAAUAACCUAUCCAAUGACGCGACGGGUAUCGGCAUUAUCGAGGAUCUGCAAGGGAUGCCCGAUAAAAGCGAAGAUGCAUUGCAACGUAGCUUUUGGACGAUAGAGUAUUAUCAGAAAUUCUUUAACGUGAACACAAACGACGUUGUAGAAAGAAUCAAACGAUCUAUGAUUCCACAUGGCAGUGAAAACUAUUUAAUUUCUCACAUAAGACCUAAUCCGGAUCUUUAUGGUCCAUUCUGGAUUUGCGUCACAUUGGUAUUUUCUAUAGCAGUUAGUGGAAAUUUGGCUGAUUACUUGCAAACUGCCAAUUCAGGGAAAUAUCACUGGAGGUAUGAAUUUCACAUUGUAUCAUACGCUGCUACAUGUAUAUUUUUAUAUGCUUGGCUGUUACCAAUGACAUUGUGGGGUGCCUUGAAAUGGACCGCUAGCACAAGAGACACAGAAGAAGAAUUAAUCGAGUCUUACACGACACCAGGCCUCUUAGAACUCCUGUGCCUUUAUGGUUACUCUCUAGCCAUCUAUGUCCCUGUAGCCUUCCUCUGGACAAUACAAAUCGGAUGGUUACAAUGGAGUUUGGUGGUAAUAGCAACUGCUUUGUCCGGUGGAGUUUUAUUAAGAUCUUUGAUGCCUGUAAUAGAAGGGAAAUAUAGAAUGAUAUAUAUAGCGGUAAUUCUUGGGAUGCAUCUUCUGCUAGCAGCCGGAUUUAGGAUGUACUUCUUUCACGGGCCGUCAAACACCAUUGUUACUUCCGCGAUAAAAAUCGUGCCGACCAUUGCACACGCGGAAGAAAUUCAUCCUAUCAGCUCUACGGAGUAACGAUAUCUCGAACCGUUCGCUGUUCGCUUGAAAACCGUCGAAAGAAGUUUGUCUCGUCGGCUAAUGUAUCCGGCCGAUGGAAUCGAAUCAUACAUGCUCGCUGACCACUAAUUCCGUCUUCGUGAAAAUAGAAUUAGUAUUUAUACCAUAUCUGUGAAUGAAAAAUAAAUGAAGAUAACUGAAA
Molecule: messenger RNA, 1444 nt
Organism: Colletes gigas
Lineage: Eukaryota; Metazoa; Arthropoda; Insecta; Hymenoptera; Colletidae
Product: protein YIPF1
Exons: 4
Coding region: 316-1260 (314 amino acids)
Biological process (GO): vesicle-mediated transport
Cellular component (GO): membrane; Golgi apparatus
Molecular function (GO): small GTPase binding
Source: RefSeq, a predicted model, not a curated record